AGAGCCAGACGUAAGCCAGUCUGUUCCCAUACCCGGUGAAAGGCACACGUUUGCCUCCACUUAACCCUAACUUAAUCGUAACUUAAACCGAUUUUUCGUAAAAUAUUCUAAGUAAAAACUAUUUUGUACCAAAAUAGAGCAGUAAUCAAGUGGUAUAAGUGAUUUCAAGUGAAGUUUAAGUCAUGUGUAGCAAGGUUAAGAGACCAGUGCGAACUUUUUUGUUUCUUUUAUUAUUAUAGUGGAAUGCGUAAAAUACUUUUGUAGGAUGCCGUGUACAUUUAACUGUGAUUUCACAAAACGAGCUGUAGUUAGGAAUUGUUAAUUGUAAGCACCUCGCAAAUAAAAUGGCCUAACAGUGACAGUAUAAGUGAAGAAACAAUUAAAAAUAUGUCAUGAAGGGCCAAAACCAUGUGAUUUUUAAAUACAACAUGAGUGCCACUUCUCGUCCACCUUAUUGACAACAACUACGAAAGUUAAAACAAAAGUGCGAAGAUGGAAGCCGCCAUUUUAUGCCCGCCGCAUUGACAAGAUGGCGUCCGGCGUAUUCCGGUUUCUGGUGCUGCUGGCAGUGCUGGUGUGGGUGGCUGGAGACGAGGCCAAGGUUGCAGUCACCUCGAACGCCAGCUGGUUCUCCAUGGGUCUCCUAGACUUCGAGAAGUGGACGCACCGGGACCUCUUCGCCGAGAAGUCCAGGCUUUGCGCCAGGAUCCGCGGCCUGACGCCUGGCCAGAGGCGCGUCUGCCGUCGCCACAGAGACCACAUGCCUGUCGUCAGUGCUGGAGUGAAACAGGGGAUUGAGGAGUGCCAGUACCAGUUUAGAGAGAGGCGAUGGAACUGUACUAUCACGGGAGAUGGGACGGUGUUUGGACCCUUGACUCUGAUAGCAUCAAGAGAGACCGCGUUCACGCACGCCGUGACGUCAGCGGGGGUGUCCCUCUGGGUGUCCCGGGCGUGCCGGGACGGGCGGCUGUCCAGCUGCGGGUGCAGCCGCGCGCCGCGUCCCAGCCACCUGCGGGACGAGUGGGUGUGGGGCGGGUGCGGGGACAACCAGCGAUACGGGUACAAGUUCACAGAGAGUUUCGUGGACAUCCGCGAGAGAGAGCGCAAGGUGAAGAGAGGCAGUCGCGAGCAGGGCCGUCAGCUUAUGAACAGGCACAACAACGAAGCUGGUAGACGGGCUGUGAUCAAGAAGUCCCGCGUGACGUGCAAGUGCCACGGCGUGUCAGGGUCGUGCAGCCUCGUCACGUGCUGGGAACAGCUGCCUACCUUCAGGGAAGUUGGAGACUAUUUAAAAGAAAAGUACGAGGGAGCGACAGAAGUGACAGUCUCCCGGCGAGGCAAGCUGAGGCUCAGUGACCCUCGGUUCGUGCUGCCCACGGCACAAGACCUGCUCUACCUCGAAGAGUCGCCCAACUACUGCGUUAGGAACGAGUCUUUGGGCUCCCUAGGCACAGUUGGUCGUGAAUGCAACAGAACCUCAGCAGGCAUGGACGGCUGCGCUCUUCUGUGCUGCGGCCGCGGGUAUAACACCAAGAAAAUCACCAUCAAAGAGCGGUGCGGCUGCAAAUUCCAUUGGUGCUGUCGAGUGGAGUGCAACACUUGCGUUAAGACUGUAGAGGUGUAUACUUGUAAAUAGAUAGUGCAUUUGUGAUUACUUAAUUAUCUAAGGAGAGUUAAUUAAAUUCCACUACUUUAGAAUGUGGUUUACAUAAAUUAAUGUUCCUUCCUUUCACGAAAUAGUUAUGUUAUUGAAAUAAGUGUGAGGGUUUGAAAUCCCAACUUUUCGCUUGGGUUGUUAUAAAACCCAAAAAUGUCAAUAACUAGAAGUUUCAACUAAUUACAUAACAUUACUGCGGAUACCUACUGUGUAGUGAAACUGAAAAUAUUAUGAUAAUGCAAUAGAUGCUUAAUGGAGUUCUUGCCAAAUUAUUGAGGUAGGUAGUUGUAAUACUAUGAAAAUAAUAUAAAUUAAGAGAUGUAUUUUUCUGUAUGUGCUCAUUUAAUAAGGUUAAUUACUAAGGUAGAAACCUAGCUAAUAAGCUUUCAUAAAAUACUCAAUUUAAUCACCUUAAUAGAUUUAUAGCUUAAAAACGUAAUAUUAUUUGUAAAUGUUGUUUUAAAUUGAAUAAUAAAAUUGACUUUAGUAGUUGACUCAGAUUAUUUUCGGGGUAUUCCCGGAUAGGACAAUUAAAAAAGAAACUUUUUCAAACCAGCUUACAAAAAAAAAUAUGAAUUUAUAUUUCCAAUUUUUUCCGGAUAAAACCCUACUUACUCGUAUCUACCUACAUUUUAUUAAAAGAAGAGGCUUUUAAACUUACCUUACAUUAAUGUCGCAAAUAAACUGUAUGGUAUUGUUUUAAAAUUAAGCAUUAGCACUAAAAGGAUGCAAUAAUAAUAUUAUGAACGUCUUAAACUGGGUCUCCAGCGCUUGUUUUGCCCUACACAAUCAACCAAACCUGUCAACAUUCAACAAAAUUGCCUACAAAAAACGUCGAACAAAAUUGCCACCAUUAUAAAACCUAAUUAACGUUUUAUUUUUUUGUUAACUACUUAGUCAAUUAAUUUAUUCCAUUAGGUAUUUGAUAAUUAAAAAAACUAAAUAAACGUUUUAAUAAGUAAGUAAGUAAGAACCUUAUUAAUUUUAUAAAUAUUAAGAGUGCCAACCCUAACGCUCAGUUGAAGUGUAGGUAUUUAACUCGCCGAAAGGGCUAAGUUUCCGUACUGAGCCCCGAUUACGGUAACUUUUAACGUCAACAAUCCAGACACGCUUCUCGA
Ostrinia nubilalis (European corn borer) is the source of this 2775-nucleotide messenger RNA. Its product is annotated as protein Wnt-5b-like. Gene Ontology annotation, cellular component: extracellular region. Lineage: Eukaryota; Metazoa; Arthropoda; Insecta; Lepidoptera; Crambidae. The transcript is spliced from 8 exons. The record is from RefSeq and is a predicted model, not a curated record. Gene Ontology annotation, molecular function: cytokine activity; frizzled binding. The coding region runs from base 530 to 1636 and encodes 368 amino acids. Gene Ontology annotation, biological process: multicellular organism development; canonical Wnt signaling pathway; cell fate commitment.